AUGGAUGGGCAGGGAGCCGUGGGGUGGGGACACGGGGGUGGGACAUGGGGACAUGGGGACGGGGACACAGGGUGGGAUGUGGGGACAGGAUGUGGGGCAGCCGUGGGGAGCGUGGGACGGGGCUGGCGGAAGCGCCUCCGAGCCCUGCACAGCUGGGGGGGACGGGGGGGGCCCGGCUGCUUUGCAUGGGUGGCUGUGACGCAGCUGCGUCCCCUGGGACCCCCCGGCCGCCCUGGGAACGCUCCCCACACCCAUGGGUGCCCGUGGCCAGAACCGGGGGUGCAGCGAGGGCUGGGGGACACCGCGGUGACAGCAGCCCCUGCGCCCCCCCACCCCCCCCGGCCUCUUCUCCCUCCCAGCCCAAUUCCUCAGCCUCACAGGUGCCCAGCCCCCCCUGCUGAUGCUGGACCCCCCCUGGACGCCCCUGUUCAAGGAGCAGAAGGUGAUACUGACCUGCGCCCCCCCAACGAGCGCGUCCCCACCGUGUGGAGCAUCAACGACGGGAUAAGCAGAGGCACCAGUCACCUCCAGUUCACCCCGUCCAGUACCGGCCGCUACAGCUUCCGGUGCUGGAGGUCCUGGUCCGAGCCCAGCCCCCCCCUCAAGCUGAGCGUCUCUGACGACUGGUGGGUGCUGCAGGCUCCGGUGCAGCCGGUGCUGGAGGGGGACGAGCUGGUGCUGCGGUGCCGGAGCAGGUGGGACUUGAGGCCGAGCAGCGUGAGCUUCUUCCGAAAGGGGAGCUGCUGCGGGGGCCGGGGGGGCAGGAGGACACGCUGCUGCUCGCCCCCGCGCAGCGGCACCACGCGGCCGCUACCACUGCACGGGCGGAGGGUACUGGAGCAGUUCAAGACCAAGCCCAACGAGGUCGUGUGCACGAGCUCUUCUCGGUGCCGGAGCUGAGCGUGGAGGGGUCCCGGGAGCCCCCCGAGGGCAGCGCCCUCACCCUGGUCUGCGUCACCCGCAGCAGCCCCCUGCGGCCCCCCGUCACCCUGCGGCACCUCUUCUACCGGGACGGGGUGGUGGUGGGGGGGCCCCAGGGGUCCCCCGGCACCAGCUGCAGGGCUCUGGCGCUGCGGGACUCGGGCUCCUACGCCUGCGAGGCGCGGGCGGAGGCGGCCAAGGUGCAGAAACGCAGCAACCCCGUCACCAUCACCGUCAGAAGUGAGCGGCUGGGAGGGGGGCAUCAGCCCCCCCCCCGGGUCCCCCAGUUCCCCCAGUUCUGUCCCAGGUCCCCCCCAUUUGCUCCCGGUCCUAACACCCAUCCCGGGGCUCCCUCCCUUGGUCCCUCCAUCCUCACCCAGGACCCCUCUCCAUCUUUUUGUAGGGUCC
This is a messenger RNA of Anas platyrhynchos (mallard), 1329 nucleotides long. NCBI's taxonomy places the organism in Eukaryota, Metazoa, Chordata, Aves, Anseriformes, Anatidae. The record is from RefSeq and is a predicted model, not a curated record.